This is a messenger RNA of Hymenoscyphus albidus, 2794 nucleotides long. Lineage: Eukaryota; Fungi; Ascomycota; Leotiomycetes; Helotiales; Helotiaceae. The record is from the annotation of a GenBank genome assembly.
GAAAGGUCCCGCCCAGGAAGAGUUAUCCCGAGGAGUUCUUCCGGUGCCGAGCUCCCAAAUUUGGUUGGCUGUUCCUCCCUUGAUCCUUCCCCCUAUCAUUCUGCACCUGCAUCCACUACACAUGCAAUUGUUUUUGCUUGUUGAGCAGAGACAAAACAACGCCAUCUUUGCUCCAGUACGAGUACGAAUCGCUUUUGGUAGCUGAACAACAGCAAAACUCGAGAGCUUUCAAUUGUGCCAGCAAAUAAGCUUAUCGCACGGCCGGUGCACUUGCACCUGUCAUCUACACUGGCGUGUGUCAAUCCUCUCACCCAAUUGGAUUCAAGCUUCCCGCCGGUUACUUACAUGUGACAUCAUCCAUCCAUCCAUUCAUUCAUUCAUUCACUAGAGUAAGAACAACCACCAGCAAAUCAGUUAUAUAAAUUCCCUUCGAUUAAACAUACAAGACACUGACCACCAGCUAGACGUUUUCAUUUCAGCUAAUCACCGAGGACCAAUUUCCGGUCGCCUACUUUGAAAAGUAAAGCAACGCUCACCGCCGUGUACAUAAUUGCACCUUCACCUGUUGCCACCAACCAUCUUCUGAUAUCUGCAUCAAUCAAAAACGACAACUUAAUGUUUACAACUUUUGCUAUUGCCGAAUGAGACACGACUCAGAGGUCUUUGUUCCGAAUCGGCCGAGCGCCUGUAAGAUAGUUGCACCGACACCAACACCGACGCCUUGAUCAUGGCGCCUAUUCCUUUUCUUGGUCGCCUUAAUCCGUAAGUCUGAUGAGUCUUUUUCCACAUUUUCCUCAGCUCGAACAAAGCUGAUACUCUCAGGGCUGAGUAUGUAGCACUAGUCUGCUCAUUUUUCUUAGUUGGUCUGGAGGCAUUGGUUAGGAUAGUGACACUUGCCAUGCGUAAGUCCACCCGGAGCAGCAGCAUAGCCCUUCCAUUGUACCAUAGCUAAUGCCUCACAGCAACGUCCAUAAUAAAUCUGUUUUACCGAGCAUCUCGAAGACUGUUUAACAGAUUUACAUCUCCUGCAGCAAAAAAAUCUGCGAACAAAAAACCAGGUGAGCUAUCCCAAUAUCUUGACUUGAACCAAACUCAUGCAUUUUGUAGAUGUCACAAGUUCAAUCCGAAAAGCAUCUGAUUUUGUCGACAUUUGCGCUUUUUAUGGAUAUUAUGCCGAAGAACAUGUCGUUCAGACAAAAGACGGAUACCUCCUUGGCGUUCAUCGGCUAGCAUGGCGUAAAGGCGAAGAAAAGGAGAAAGUCAAUCAGGGCCCAAACAGCACCAAGAAAAAUGUCGUGUAUCUCCAUCAUGGCCUCCUCAUGAACAGUGAGGUCUGGGUGUGUCUUACCGAUGAGCAGAGAUGUUUGCCUUUUAGGCUAGUAGAGAAGGGAUAUGAUGUCUGGGUAAGUGUUAGUGACCGUCCAAUAGAAGAAUAUUCUAACCGUCUUAGCUUGGCAACAAUCGUGGAAACAAAUACUCCAAAAAGUCUAUUCAUCACUCGCCAAAUGAUCUUCCAUUUUGGGAUUUCUCAAUGGACGAAUUUGCAUUUCAUGAUAUCCCAGAUAGUAUCCAAUACAUAUUGGAAACUACUAAAGCACCAUCACUAUCCUACAUUGGAUUCUCCCAGGGAACUGCUCAAGCAUUUGCAACACUAGCCGUCCAUCCCAAGCUCAAUGACCAAGUCAACGUCUUCAUCGCUUUGGCCCCUGCCAUGUCACCAGCAGGUCUUUCUAAUGGCAUCGUAGAUGCUUUGGUCAAGGCUUCACCACAAGUCCUGUUUCUUCUCUUUGGUCGCCGAUCAAUUCUCAGCUCAGCCACUUUCUGGCAAUCAAUUCUCUAUCCGCCGAUUUUCUCAAAAGUAAUAGAUACGGGCCUGUCGUUCCUCUUCGGUUGGCAUGCAAAAAACAUAUCUGCUAGUCAAAAGCUGGCAGCAUAUCCCCAUUUGUACUCUUUCACCAGCACAAAGAGUGUUGUCCACUGGUUCCAGAUCAUCCGAACUAAAUCAUUCCAGAUGUAUGAUGACGAUGUUCAAUCAGUCGUCUCAAUUGGCGGGGCAAAUAAAUAUACAAAAGUGGCUAAGUUCCCUACCCGAAAUAUCAAAACUCCUGUCGUUCUUGUCUAUGGAGGAAGCGAUUCUUUGGUUGACAUCAACAUCAUGAUGAAGGAACUCCCUGACCAUACUAUCGCAACGGAAAUCCCGCAUUACGAACAUCUCGACUUCCUUUGGGCACGAGAAGUUGACACUCUCGUUUUCCCACAUGUCUUUGAUGCGUUGGAGAGCUUCGUAGAUGCACAACACACGCAGGAAGAAUACGAUCACUAUCGCACUGCAAGACAUGCAAGCUUACAUGCUGGCGCCAACCGCCCAGCCCUAACCUACACAAGCGAAGAAGAAGGAAGCUCUGGAGGACCCAGUUAUGCCGAAGUAGCAAGUACAUCACCCACUAAAAGUCCAGGGCGUUCAUCAAUCCCUGUUCUCAGCGAUGGAGCCAGGAAACGCGUGCGCCCUCAGAAAGAAUACGAUGACUCGAGUGAAAGUUCCGCCAACUCACCCGUCACACCAAGAAGACAAAAUGGAGGGGGUGCGGUAGAGAAUGGAAGCCCGUCGUCGGCGACGUUGAUGAAUAAAUUGAGACAGGCACGGAGUGGGAGUAUUGGGAGCCAGAUCAGUGUUGAGGGGAAGGGGCUUAAGGGGAUUACUAUUGGGGCUUCGAAGGCUAUUAGUGGGGUUGUGAAGGGGGAGGGACAAGGAGGGAUUCUGAAGAGUGGGAGUUCGUCGCCGGGGGGGAAGUAG